This is a messenger RNA of Hipposideros armiger (great roundleaf bat), 1701 nucleotides long. RefSeq names its product RB binding protein 9, serine hydrolase (gene RBBP9). Lineage: Eukaryota; Metazoa; Chordata; Mammalia; Chiroptera; Hipposideridae. Bases 99 to 659 code for a protein of 186 amino acids. The record is from RefSeq and is a predicted model, not a curated record. The transcript has 5 exons. Gene Ontology annotation, molecular function: hydrolase activity.
UUCCCAGCAUGCCGCAAUGCAGGCUCCCCAACAGACGCAGUCUCGGGUUCUGAGCACUGCGGGGCCGUCUGCUAAGAUACACUGGCCCGUCUACGUUCAUGGCUUCUCCUAGCAAGGCAGUAAUUGUUCCUGGUAAUGGAGGCGGUGAUGUGGCCACCCACGGCUGGUAUGGCUGGGUGAAGAAGAGGCUGGAGCAGAUACCUGGUUUCCAGUGUUUGGCUAAAAACAUGCCUGACCCAAUUACAGCUCGAGAGAGCAUCUGGCUGCCCUUCAUGGAGACGGAGCUGCAAUGUGACGAGAAGACCAUCAUCAUAGGCCACAGUUCUGGGGCCAUUGCAGCCAUGAGGUAUGCAGAAACACAUCGAAUAUUUGCUAUUGUAUUAGUGUCUGCAUAUACAUCAGACUUGGGGGAUGAAAAUGAGCGUGCAAGUGGAUACUUCAGCCGUCCCUGGCAAUGGGAGAAGAUCAAAGCCAACUGCCCUCACAUUGUACAGUUUGGUUCCACUGAUGAUCCUUUCCUUCCCUGGAAGGAACAACAAGAAGUGGCUGAUAGAUUGGAAGCCAAAUUGUAUAGAUACACUGAUCGUGGCCACUUUCAGAACACGGAGUUUCCUGAACUGAUUAAUGUGGUCAAGUCUAUGCUGAAAGUACCAGCAUAAACAGAAAUAAUUUCUGCUAUUUUGCAUACCAGUAUAAUAGAGCAAUUAUCAGAUUAGUAAAAUAAUUUUCUAUUAUCAGAUGAUUACCAGACACAAAAAACAGAUCAAAUAAAGUGUUAAAAAUGCCUAUAAAAAACCAAGUUUCGAUGUUCAAACUAAGUUACAAACACCAUUUCCAUUUUCCAUAGAAUCUACAUCUCCCCAAAUUGCUAUAAACUAAAGCAGUAUUUUUCCCACAUAAGGGACAUCAGGAUAUCUUAACCACCCUUAUCUAUCCAAAGUGAGUAAGACAGAAAUGGAACCCAGUUUUCCAGUCCAGAUUAAAACUAAAUAGUUUUCAUGUGUUGUACUCCUCUUUCAAAUAAAACUUCUAACGUCCAGAGUACUGGCAUAGAACUCAAAACACUAGCUGUUGUUUCAAGCUGGCCCAGGAUAUCAAACCGAGACUGAGGCCUUCACUUUGACACCUUGCCACCCCCCUCCCCCACCCCCCAAGUCGUUCAAGCAUGUUGAGAGAGAAUGAAACAUAAGGAUGCUAACAGGCAGGGGUCUGCAGGGGAUAUGAGCGCAGUCAACUUUGUGUUAAGACAUCGGUGAUGAGGAUUGGCCAAUGUGGAGAGCUCACGCAUGUGGGAAUGUGGCAAGGUGUUGCCAAUUUUCUGAUUUUUUUUAUGACACUUCAUACAAUGGUUUGUAUAUUCAGGGCAUAUAUAUGUAUGCAUACAUAAUCCAUAUGUACAUGAAUUAUAUCCAGUCCAUAUACACAUGGAUUAUGUUAGCAACUAUAAUGUAAAUAAAAAACUUACAAACACUGCAAGACACAUAAAGUUCAAGCCAUCUAUUUGUGAUCUCUGUCAUAAGUAUUAACUGAGCCAGGUCCUUUUAAAUGAUACUCUAUAAAGCCUGAGAAAUGAACAUAAUGUCAAAGGAUGAAAUCAGGAGAACAAUUUGGAUUUUGUUACUAAGUCUUAAGUAUUUUUAAAAAAUAAUUUUCCACACCUCAAAUUUUUCUGGGGCUGGCUGAGUGGCGCGAUGAUUAAGA